Diversispora eburnea is the source of this 300-nucleotide messenger RNA. Lineage: Eukaryota; Fungi; Glomeromycota; Glomeromycetes; Diversisporales; Diversisporaceae. The record is from the annotation of a GenBank genome assembly.
AUGAGUAAUUUUAGUUAUAGGGAGUGGUCAUUAGUUGUUGAAAAUUCAUUCUUACAAUUUAAGUGGACAAAAAUACAUAUACGGAAGAAGAUAUCAACCAGAUUAUAUCGAAGGAAUAUUACUUGGCAUACAGAAACGGUGAUACCUCAACCCAAACGUUGUAGAAGUGACAAAUACGUAAAUUUUACGGAAGAAUCAAAUGAAAUUUGUGAUGAAGCUACUGGUUACCUUCUUGUCUGUUACAAUAAUAUUGACAAAAUUAUGUCAAUUCGUAUAGAUUCACCAUCAAAACAUAUUUGA